Podospora anserina S mat+ is the source of this 3999-nucleotide messenger RNA. RefSeq lists its product as uncharacterized. The record is from RefSeq and is a predicted model, not a curated record. Gene Ontology annotation, biological process: regulation of transcription by RNA polymerase II. The annotation marks the transcript as partial. Lineage: Eukaryota; Fungi; Ascomycota; Sordariomycetes; Sordariales; Podosporaceae. The transcript has 2 exons. Gene Ontology annotation, cellular component: mediator complex. Gene Ontology annotation, molecular function: transcription coregulator activity.
AUGGUGGUCUGCGGCUACACGUUGGGUCUUGUGGGAGAGGGGCACUUUAGGCCCGUUGAUUUGUUCAAGAGUCGCAUGUCGGGCGGGGAUCCCAUCAACACGCCGAGCAGCUCGUCUUCGGCCGGAUUUGCCGCCGAUAUGGGGCUGCAAAGAGCCCAGUCUUUCAACAUGCCGACACCAACAACGGUUGGAAAUGUGGUUCUGGCUGACGUCAAGGGCUAUGCUUCGGUGCCUAUUCCCGAGAUCCACCGAUACUUCAUGAAAGCUGCGUUAGAGUCCCUGACGACCUAUUUCUGCCGACAAAUAGGUGCCAUCGCCCUGAACCCCCGUGCUGUCCUGCUUCCACCCGAGGCUCUCAAUACGGACGAUGCCGACCAUGUCUCGGCCCUGGCGACCUUCCGGGUGUAUUUGACAACCACUGGAACACUUGUUAUCUCGCUCAAUGUUUCCCUCUCCAAGAGCCUGGUUGCAUGUUCACGGCCUUUUCAAGGUAGCAUGAUGCCUCCCAGUCCAAUUCUAGCCGCCCCAUUUGGACAUUUUGGAACCUUGCAGGGCAUUCUUGAUACGGAUAACCAGGGCACUGAAAAUGGGUUCGUUCAGUCCCCAGAUACCCAGAUUGGCCGGUUAAGGUCUGGGUCAGGGGAAAGGUUUUCUCAGUGGAAGACGUUGGUCUGCGAAGUCUUGAAAAUGCAUGGCAUGUCAUCCAGCAUCUUGAAUGGAUGCUCGUGGUUAAAUGUCCACUUUUCGCAAAGGAAACCAUACGAACAGCGAGGCGACGGAAAGAAUACACCGCUCGUCAACUCGGGUCCAAAUGCGCCAUGGCCAUCUGUUUUGUGUUUUCGAAGAGCAAGGGUGGAGCCAGUGAGCGAUGUCGACUUUGACAAGGCGGUGCCAGGGAAUGCUGGAGAGCAUGGUGAUCCUCUGAGCAUGGUGAAGAGUUGGUGUCAAGGGUUGUCUAAGCGAGAGGAGGAUAUGUCACAAAGAAAAAAAGAACGGGAAGCUGCGCUUCUUCGUGAAAAAGCCGAAGUGGACGGGAGAAAUAUCCAGCUUAACGGUCACUCGCCAAUGAACCCCCGGCGACCAAGUAACGCAGGACCAGCUCUAACAGCAGCAGGCGUCAUGUACCCGACACCGCCGGAUGGAGUUCUUCAGCCAGGAGUUAUGCCCUUGUUCGAUGGGACAACGGUCAGCCCAGCGAAUCUCCCCCCCCAAAAUGUGGUGGUCGAUAUGGAAGUAAAUAUACAACAGGAUGUUUCAAUGACGGAUGGCUUUGGUGUUGGAUGGGAUGGUCAGGAGUCGAAACCUGAACCGACAACGGCUGGGUUCACAGACGAGCAUAUGUAUGGCGAUUUGGACGAGGAUAUGUUUGGAGGAAACGAACUCACGGAUGCCGACUUCAGCUUCUUUGAUCAGCCAGCGGAUAAUCUGGAUCUAGACUCUCAUCAAGUGGACGGCACCGGGCCUUCUAUGGACCUCCAGUUAACGAAUAACACAGCGGCUCAAGAACCCGGACGAGCUACCCAAGGACCGAAUAGUCGUCAACCAGGCCCUACAAAUGCACAACCACAGUUUACGAAACCCGAACUUAAACACGCUCGCAGUAUUCUCGCUGAGAGUCGACAGCAAAUAAACGCCCAAAAUUUUAAUCAUAAUUCGGCAGUGGGUAUCAAGAGGCAGACCAGUCCCUUCAACCCAGAAACUGUCUUCAAGAAAAUCAAAGCCUCCCUUCAGCCAGUACCUCCCUCACGGGUGGCACCCAAAGGCGGUCCUCCGCGGCGCCGGAGCGUGUAUGAGAGGGUGGAAUUCAACCCUGCCCUUUCACUUGAUAGCGUCAAGUAUCAAGCGAGCGGACCAUUUACGUACCAGCCACCAACACUAAACAGCUAUCUGCCAAACGAGGGCCCUCUAACCACCGGUCGCCUGCUCGGAUCUGCCAAACAACGGCGAAACAUCAAAGAGUUGUCGUUUGAUCUGCUUGGCUUACAGAAGAGGAUCAACGGUGCAGGUGCCAGUCCAGCCAAAAGAGACGAAGGACUCUCGGAUGACGACGAAAGUAGUUUGGAAUCGGAUGAUGAUACGACAAGCAAUGUCAGCGCACGCGCCUCUUCUCCAGCAAAGUCGAGUGUGCUGAGAAGGCGGCCUGACGAUGAUGUUAUUUCCAUGGCGGCUUCGUUCAAGGACCUGGAGAAUUAUGCCACCGACUCCCCCGGUUACUCUCCGAAUGACUUGAUCCGCCUUUCCAACUCGGAAGUGCCAGAGUUGUCGCUGACGAGGUGGUUUGCAGACCCGGAGCCGGUGCCACUCCGUAUAUCUGUCUCGGACGAUGAUUUUAUUACUGUUGCGCAGGUCCUUACCGAGCAAGCGGCUGGUGGGACUUUGAGAUUGGAGCCAGAAAGACCAUGCUCCGAGAUCCGGGACACACGUCAGGGGUUGGUAGAUGCCAUUCGGUACUCUAUUCAGGGACUUCAACGGGCUUUGCCACGGGCACUGAUGGGUGCGACUGAGUGCCAUUUUCGGGCGUUUGCUGAGGUUCAGGAUGUGCCAUUAUUGGUUCAGCCAGUCCAGCCACAGAGUCGGGUGCAAAUGAGGCCGGCUGAUCUAGGCAGGCCAACAUUUCAAAUACUGCCAGUACCCCAUAUUGAAGUCCGUCGCAAUAAUGGCCAGCUAGCGCUGUUACCUUCAGCACUUACCUUCUGGGAGAGCUUGGGUCUUGGUCCAGCGCAAGGUGCCAAAGAUGUUGUCGCUGUGUGCGUGUUUCCACACGGAGAAGGCAUGCGGGACAAUGCUACCGUCUUCUUGGAGAGGAUGAGAAGCAUGUACGAGUUGAUGAAUUUUGGAAGUCAUGCCAAGCUGCCCACGACGGCGAGUAUUGUGGACGGGCUUGUCUCUGUCCCAAUCGAUCAGGGGUUUGUCUCUCCCGGUAUGCAUCUUUCCAGGCCUCACUCAAUCUACACCGACCACAUGGCCAACUUAGCCCUAUCACUCGCCAACGUGCCUAUGACGGAGAAGAACUUUGUCGUGUAUUUCGCAUACAACCCGGAAAACCCGACGUCCAUCGUGGAUUCCUGCUGCGCCUUCCAGGAGUUAUUUGAACAUUACAAACGCUGCAUGCUAGAGAGGAAAAAGCAGAUCCUCAACGAACUCGUCCUCCAACUCAUCCCGCUCGACCUCAUUGCGUCGGAUACCUCGAUGGUUGUCUUGCCAACGCCAGAGUGCAUGCGCCUCUGCAUCGAAACCAGCGACCGCUGCACUCAUAUUACGUGGUCCCAUGCCCGCCCCGGCAAUCAUCCUCGAGAGCGCCCUGCCCAGGGAAGUCCCCUUUCGAAUAUCCCCCACCCCGUCCCCGGACGUCCUCCACGAAAACAGCCACAUGCAUGUCGCCUACGCGCAAAGCACAGACGAGCGCUGGGUGACGGCAGCGUGGACCGACCCCCGCGGCCAAAAGUGAUAUCCGAAAUCUGGGAAACGACCUAUGACCUCAUCUCGUCGUGUAAAGUCUCGUGGAAAAUCAUCGUCACCAAGUCAGGCGUGAUGGAACCCCAGGAAGCGGACUUGUGGAUCGCAAAAAGUCAGGACGAGCACAGGGUUGUGACGAGCUUGACGCUCGUGGUGGUGGAUGCGAACCCGAGCUUGCAGCUUGUGCCGCCGGUGGUGAGGGUGCCGCCUGCUGGGGUGCAUGCCGCGUUUUAUACCACGCCUGUGUCGACGCCGCAGCCGUUUUCGGUGCUGUCGCCUGAACAGGGGAACAAUAACCCGUCUACGCCGACGGUUGUGAGUAGUAGUCAUAAUAACCCGGCGACGCCGAAUGAUAAUACCAAUAAUGAUGGUGGGCAGGGGGGGGAUGGGAAUGGGGUCGAGAGGACGGUGGUUGAUGUUUGGGAUAGUGUUUACUCUGUUGUUGUCGCGCAUAGGCUGAGCAAUAGUCUGGGUUUGACCGAGAUUAAUCCUGCUUGGGCGAGCGUGUAUUUGGUGAGGAGGAAUGCGAGUACGGGGGGAGGA